Messenger RNA from Cladophialophora psammophila CBS 110553, 939 nucleotides. RefSeq lists its product as uncharacterized. The record is from RefSeq and is a predicted model, not a curated record. NCBI's taxonomy places the organism in Eukaryota, Fungi, Ascomycota, Eurotiomycetes, Chaetothyriales, Herpotrichiellaceae. Gene Ontology annotation, cellular component: TRAPPIII protein complex. The transcript has 2 exons. The coding region runs from base 1 to 939 and encodes 312 amino acids.
AUGGCUAGGCCGCGUGCUGAUACCGGGAACUUCCCCAAAGAGCCUCAUUCAAUAUCGCUCAAAGCCUCAUUAGCAUAUCCGUCCCAAGCCACCGACCAGAGCUUCAUUUUGUCCACCAGCCUGGGUUUGCCGCCUUCCUUCGGCUCCGCCCAUGUCGGCGAGACUUUCUCCUGCGCCCUGUGCGCCAACAAUGAACUCCCCUCAGGACAGACAACCAAAACAGUGUCUGGAACGAGGAUCUUGGCAGAGAUGCAAACACCAUCUCAAGCGGUGCCGCUAGAACUCCAUGCGGCUGAUGAUGCAUCGGAAAAUAGGCCGAGUCAAAGUGGCCCCGGAAGCGCCUUGCAAAGAAUCAUUCGCUUCGACCUCAAGGAGGAAGGCAACCACGUGCUCGCCGUCAAUGUCACCUACACCGAGACCAUAUCAGGUGACGGUCAAGCGACCGGUGGAAGAGUUCGAUCGUUUCGAAAGUUGUAUCAGUUCCUCGCCCAGCCUUGUUUGAGUGUACGGACCAAAACGACCGAGCUGAAAGCUGUCCAAGUGUCUGAUAAGACACAUGGCCCGUACGGCAGGGCGACAUUACUUCGCUAUGUUUUGGAGGCGCAGCUAGAGAACGUAUCAGACGCGGCUAUUAUGCUGCAAGACACCAAACUCCAGUCGAGGCCGCCGUUUAAAUCCACUUCAUUGAACUGGGAUGCUGAACAGAAUAACGAUGUUGCUGUGGAAUACCCGUCGCUGAAGCCGCGAGAUGUUAUACAAGUAGCCUUUCUGGUCGAACAGGAACAAGGUGUCGCCGAAGGGUUGGAGGAACUCAAGAAUAGCAUGAAACGUGAUGGCAGGACGGUCCUGGGCCAACUUGCAAUCCAAUGGCGAACCGCGAUGGGAGAGCGUGGCUCCCUGAGUACCGGCAACCUCCUGACUCGACGGAAAGCUGUGUAA